AUGUCGGGUUGCAGACUCAGCACGCUCAUGGAGAAAAGGCUCCAGCAGCUCUGGGCCGACGUUAUCGGCAUCGAGGCGAGCGCCAUCAACGCCGGCGACAACUUCCUGCGCUUGGGGGGCGACUCCAUCACGGCCAUGCGGCUGGUGGCCUCGGCGCGUCACCAAAACCUCGCUCUGACCGUCGCUGACGUGUUUCGGGCGCCUGUGCUCGAGGACAUGGCAGAGUGCGUCAGGUACGAGGAGUCGGAAUCCAGCAGCUUGCAAUCAAUCGCUCCCUUCUCCCUGCUUAGUCCCGAUGUCCACGAGGCUGCGGCUCGGAGGCACGCGGCGCGGGCUUGUUCGGUCGACGGUUCUCGCGUCACGGAUGUGUACCCGUGCACGGCGCUGCAGGAAGGGCUGCUCGCCCUGGGCACCAGAGAGCACGGGCAACAGCCCAGGCCGGCCAAGAUAUUGGCGCUCGAGCUCUUCCAGGAUCAUCCUGAGCGUGUUGCCGUCGUAUGUGCAGUGGUGCAUGGUGAGGGCAAAGUUGCGGUCGACGAUGGCGGCGGCGUGGUGGCCCUGUGGCGUAGUGACCACUGUAGUGUGGUGGAGGAGGUGAAUGACAGGCUCGUUCAAGAGUUGGAGAAGCGAGACGAUGCCAUCCGCGAUGCCGUGGCUAUGAUUGUUAGCCUUGAGGCGACGGUCGAAAAGCUUCAGAAGGAACGCGAUAUCAUCAGAUCUCUAAGUGCCGAAACGUACGACCAACUCCCCGAGCCCGAAGACCCCGACGAAGGUGCAUUCACCAGGAUGCCGAGUUUUAUUAACGAUCCUAGCGCCAAGACGGAAAAUUUGCGGAAUGCAUAUCUUGCACCACGUGCCAACACCCUAAGCUUUAAACGCGCUUCGAAUUCUGCCAUAAACGACGAUAACGUGCCGGAUUAUAAAUUGAUGAAAAACGACAACGGAUGGGCGUCGGACAGCUCCGAAAACGACAAUAUUAAUAAUGGCGCAACAGUUUCGACGUAUAAUUACUGGAUACGCGAAAGUCUGAAGCCGAACCGCGCUUUCCCGCACAAUGCUGCUGUUAAUAUCGACAACGGCGCUAAUGUGGGUGGUCGCGUGUCGCCUAACUUUUUCGCCUUCCCUGGUGCAGCAAAUGGUUCCGGUGGGUGGUCUAGCGAAACCAUGUUUGGCAACCUUGGUGGAGCGGGCUUCCUUGGCGCGGGCACGACCUCUCCCCCGACAUCGCACGCAUUUAAUGCUAUAGGCGCAUCGCUGCCUUCCCCUCAGGCGGGCUUUUUCGGUUCUGGCCUCGCCUCGGCUGGGCCCUCGGCUUCUACAACGGUCCCGCCGCCGCUUCGGCGGUCAAACCUUCAUGCCCGAACCGGAUCUAACCCUACCGUAACUCGCCCUCCGUCUCGCCAGGCCCCUACCAACGGGAAGCUUCGCAAAUCUCCGGUGCGCAGCAGCAUGUCGCGAAGCAAUAGUGUGGAUUAUAACGUUCAAAAGCCUCCAACACCAACUCUAACAUCGCCUCCGACUGGCAACACCUCGGAUCCCAGCAAACGUCACUACCCACCGAUAUUUGGCUCCCAACAGCAGCACGUACGCCGACUUAGUGGGUUGAAUUUAUUCCGUCGCAGCAUUGGAACCGUUAACAGGGAGAGGGAAACUGGUUCAACCAGUGCACCGCCAUCCGAGGUUUCCCUGCGUAACGCCUAUCCCCCACCAAUGUCGCCCAACUCUAUGGCCGUGGCUGCAAACGAACACCGCAACGCCACCGCCGAUCAUGCGCAACCCAAACCAGCGUGGCGGUGGCUCAGCGUCGACCAGGAGGGGUUCUCUGACGCCUUUGAAGAUUUAGAGCAGCUGCCGGAUCGCGUGCCGCAAUACAUGGUGCCAGGAGCCUACAUUGAAAUCGACCAAAUACCCAUGACGACCACCAACAAAACAGACCGCCGCGCCCUGCGAGAGCUCGGCAGCGCCAAGACUCUCGAGGAGCUCGCCUGGCUGCAGCUAAGCUGA
Molecule: messenger RNA, 2004 nt
Organism: Pyricularia pennisetigena
Lineage: Eukaryota; Fungi; Ascomycota; Sordariomycetes; Magnaporthales; Pyriculariaceae
Exons: 6
Coding region: 1-2004 (667 amino acids)
Biological process (GO): secondary metabolite biosynthetic process; amino acid activation for nonribosomal peptide biosynthetic process
Cellular component (GO): cytoplasm
Molecular function (GO): phosphopantetheine binding
Source: RefSeq, a predicted model, not a curated record